Diprion similis is the source of this 1191-nucleotide messenger RNA. RefSeq lists its product as uncharacterized. The transcript has 2 exons. Bases 1 to 1191 code for a protein of 396 amino acids. The record is from RefSeq and is a predicted model, not a curated record. NCBI's taxonomy places the organism in Eukaryota, Metazoa, Arthropoda, Insecta, Hymenoptera, Diprionidae.
AUGUCUAACAGUUUCUUCAAUAUGCAAAAUUAUGAGUUAGAGAAGUUGUUUUUAAAGAUUAAAAAAUCUAAUCGCAAAAAAAUUGAUAGCUUAUCAGGUGGUAACCUAAAAAUACAAAACCCUAAACUCGUGUUUGUGGAUAAAUCAAAAUGGCUGGUAAAUCUUACUGACCUUGAGAUACCGAGAGAUGUGACUGACAUGAUUAAUUUGGGUCCGAAACAUGGAUUACAUAUCAAAAAUGACUUUAUCCCUAUGGCUAAGCUCAUUUCUGAUUUUGAAGCUUGUACGCAAAAAAUUCCUUCCGAACUUCGGGAUCAGGCUAGAAUUGAUUACGCUAGCAAAAUCAACAAUUUCAAACGUAACCCUCAAGUGACAGGUACUUUCAAUAGGGAGGUUAUAAUAUCCAUUAGAGACUUUAGGUUAUCUCAUCCUGAGCUUUUGUUUCUCAAAGCGGACAAAGUCAAUGCCACAUUCUGCAUCAACCGUAAUGAUUAUCUAACGAAAAUGUUAAGUCAACUCUCGGAUGUCAACACUUACAAAAUAGUAAAGCAUGACCUUGUGUACACGUUACAACUUCGAGUUAACAAUCUCGCGAAUGCUUGGGUACAAAAAAAGUUUAUUUCAUCUCAAUUUAAACGCUCAAUUUAUAUAAAUAAUAGUGUGCCUGCUAGAGCUUACGGUUUACCAAAAAUACAUAAACCCGAAGUGCCAUUUCGCAUCAUCGUUUCCUUCAUUAAUAGCCCAACAUAUAAACUUGCAAAAACUCUCAAUUCUUGGAUAAAAAUUGGUCUAACUAGACCGGCUUCAUUUAUCAAAGAUAGUUUCGAUUUAGUAGACAUCAUUAGAGGUCAGGUAUUGCCAUCUAAUUAUAUUCUUGUUUCUCUCGAUGUUGUAUCGUUGUUCACAAAUGUUCCAUUGGACUUGGUUAUCAACGCAAUCAAAAAACGUUGGGAUAAUUUAAAAUCUAGUAUACCGGUUCCUUUAGACCAAAUGUUAACUGCGUUAAACAUUUGUUUUGAUGCCUCGAUAUUCAAGUUCAAUGACACUAUUUACUCGCAAACCUUUGGUUUACCUAUGGGUUCCCCCCUAUCACCAAUAUUAGCUGAUAUAGUCAUGGAUGAUUUAGAAUCGUGUUGUAUCAAAAAACUUCCAUUCACUUUGCCGUUUUAUUAUCGAUAUAGACUGAACUGA